Molecule: messenger RNA, 692 nt
Organism: Neurospora tetrasperma FGSC 2508
Lineage: Eukaryota; Fungi; Ascomycota; Sordariomycetes; Sordariales; Sordariaceae
Exons: 3
Coding region: 48-458 (136 amino acids)
Biological process (GO): protein folding
Cellular component (GO): cytoplasm; prefoldin complex
Source: RefSeq, a predicted model, not a curated record
AUCUACCGUACCGCUAUCAAACAUCACCAACCAACCCCACCGGCACAAUGAACCGUCGCAUGUUGAGUAAAGAGGACGAGGAGGCGGCCGGCGACGAGAUCGAGGUCCGUCGCGAGGACCAGGACAAGAUCAACAGGUUCAGCCGAUUGCACCAGCGCGAACUCGCCCUCGAAGAGGAGCUCAAGAACAAAAACAAGGAGAAGGAGGAACUCGACGACUUGGAAACCGAGCUCGAGCUUGUCGAGGACGAGGACGAGCUUGUCCAGUACAAGAUCGGCGAUUCCUUCUUCCACAUUCCCCUCGAACAAGCCAAGGAGAUGCUUGGCAUCGCGGCCGCAAAACUCAUCAAGGAGAUCGAAGCCCUCGAUGACAAGCUUGAAACCAUCCGCAAAGAGAUGACUGGGCUCAAGGUGGAAUUGUACGCAAGAUUUGGAAAGACAAUCAACCUCGAGACAUGAGAUCAUGCCCGCAAACCAUUUUGCCGCCUUACAUCACUUCCGAGGAGUGUGAAUAAUGCUUCCGUGUACAACACUGGCAACAGUUCCAUCGACCAGGGCUGAGCAGUCGCUACCAACUUAUACCACGUCAACAACAUGAUCAAACUCUUGGGCAAAUUACUGGAUAUAACGUGGACGUUAUGUCACUCAAAGUUCCUCAGGUAGAGGCCAGACUCUUUUUGCGGUGCCGGCAGG